UAUCUUAUGUUGGUCCCUUUCUUAAUCCUCAUUGCGAGCGUCAGGGCAUCCUUGUACAUAGGGUUCCCGUUCUCUGAACAAAUUCCUGACGUUGCUCGCGUGAAUGAACCUUAUAACUUUAAGAUGGCCAAUGUUACCUUCAAGUCAACUACCGGACAAGUAAUAUAUACUGCUUCUAAUCUUCCAGAUUGGCUUAAUUUCGAUGGUGAUUCAAGGGUGUUUACUGGUAAUCCAACGGAAGCCGACGUGUCUGAUAACGUCGUGAUUACCUUGAAUGGCCGUGACUCAGUGGACAACUCUACUAUAUCCGCCGACUACUCCCUUGUUGUUUCUCUGGACCCAGGUUUGGAAUUAUCAUCCAAGGACGUUAUGUUCACCCAAAUUGCCAAGUAUGGCGAUACCAAUGGAGAUGAUGGCUUGGUUGUCAAGCCUGGUGAAGAUUUUAACAUCAAAUUUGAUAGCUCUGUAUUCCAAAUGGAUCCUAAUUCAGACAGAAAGAUUGUUGCUUACUACGGUAGAUCAGCAGACAGAUCUUCGUUACCAAACUGGAUUCAUUUCAAUGCAGAUGAAAUGUCCUUUUAUGGUACAGUACCAUAUGUGACCUCUGACAUUGCACCAUCGAUCGAUUAUGGAUUUUCAUUCAUUGGAUCCGAUUACGUUGGUUAUGCUGGUGCAGUAGGUAACUUUAAGUUGGUUGUUGGUGCCCAUCAAUUGAGUACCUCCUUGAAUGAAACCAUUAAAAUUAACGGUACUUUAAAGAGUGAAUUUGAUGUUUCUGUACCAGUAUUGUCAGCUGUGUAUCUGGAUGGGAUUCUUAUUUCAAGGGAAAACAUAUCUAGUGUCACAGCCAAUGAUUUACCUUCCUAUGCCACUCUUAAUCAAGACAAUUAUACUUUAUCGGGAAGUUUCCCAGACCAAUCAACUUUUGACAAUUUCACCAUCUCAGUUCAAGAUAAGUAUGGUAAUGUUGUUGAACUCCCAUAUUCAUUCGAUGCAAUUGGUUCUGUCUUCACAGUUAGAUCAUUGCCAAACGUGAAUGCCACAAAGGGUGAAUUUUUUGACUACCAACUUUUAAAUUCGUAUUUUACAGAUAAUUCAACAAAUGUGACUGUUGAUUAUAGUAAUGCGGAUUGGCUUUCCUUUGAUGAUAAGAAUAGAACCUUCUUGGGUAUGGCUCCAUCUAACCUUGGAACUGUUUCAGUUUCAGUAAGAGCUGUUUCCGAUUAUGAUGAUGAGACGAAAAGUUUUGAUAUCAAGGGUAUUUCUGCCAAGGAUGCAUCUCUGACCUCUUCAACAACCAGUUCUUCUAGUACUUCCACUUCCUCCUCCUCGUCACUGGCAUCAUCCAGCACAUCUGCUACAGCCGCAACCGGAACCAAGAAACUGGGUGGACUUUCCAAUAAAACCAAAUUGGCAAUCGGUCUUGGUGUUGGUAUCCCAUGUUUCCUUUUGUUAAUUGCUGCAUUAUUUUUCUGCUUAUGUUGCUUUGGAAGAAGAAGGAAGAAUAGAGACAAAAAGGCAAAUGAUGCUGCCUUGGACGACGAGAAGAGAAUGCCACCUCCAACUAGUCCUAAGAUCAAUGGACCUGGUUUUGGAACAACCAUAUCUCAAGAUGAUCAUGACGAAGAUGCAAGACAAUUGACAGCUUUGAACGUUUUGAAGCUAGAUGAAAAGAAAGAUACAUCCGAUACAAAGAGUACAUCGUCUUCAAUCACACAAGUGGAAUCCGAUUACAGCUCAACAAAUUACUUUGAUGCAUCUGAAAGACCAAUCAAGUCCUGGAGAGCAAUUGACGCGUCAGAUGCGGCAGUAGCUGAAUCAAACAGGGCUAAAUUAAACAGAGCAUCUGCUGCGUCAGCUAGUACUGUGAAUACUGAGAAUUUGUUUUCUGUCAGAUUAGUUGAAGACAACAAUGUAAGAUAUUCUACUCAGACAUAUGGAUCUCAAUUCAUGAGUAGCAAUUCAUUGAACGGUUUCUUGAAAAGAGAUGACUCAGGAAAUAUCCAGAGAUUAGACAGUGAUGGUAAUAUCGUUGACCAAGAUCUUCUGCCUCGUGAAACAGUCAAGAUGUCUCGGUCGAGAUCUACCUCUUCCAAUUUAGAAAUCUUAUUAGAAGAAAAUUCAAAGGAUUAUACCAAUUCAACUGUCUAUCACAGUGCCGGAAACGUGAGUAAUGACAACAACACAGAAAACAGUUUCAAUAUGUUAUCAAAGUUUAACAAUUCAAAUAAUAGUUCAGCUGCCAACAGUGACCAACACUUGCAUGGCAAGUACUAUGACAGUGAUAAUAGUUUAGUGGAUGAAUUCAAAGCUAUUCAUGCCUCCAAUGGAGAAAUUCAAUGGUCGGAAGCCAAUACAGACAGUCAAAAUAGCAUUAUCCUUGAAGAUGGACACAAUGAUACAAUUGGGUCAUUGGAACCAUCUCCAAUGAGAGAUUCAACGAUAUCUCUCGGCACGGGUGCCGCUACUAGACCCAGCUACGAACAAAGAUACUCUUCAUCAUCUCUUGGAAAUAAAGCAAAGCUAGUUGAUUUUACCAGGAAAGGAAGUUUGAAGGAUGCCAAACAUAAGGUGGAUCAUACAUACUUCCAAGGUGAGACAGCCUACAUUCAUGAUGACGAUAGCGAGUAA
Molecule: messenger RNA, 2631 nt
Organism: [Candida] anglica
Lineage: Eukaryota; Fungi; Ascomycota; Pichiomycetes; Serinales; Debaryomycetaceae
Source: the annotation of a GenBank genome assembly